AUGAUAUUAUCGGAGUUGAUCCUCAAGCGAAUGCCGAUGGACGCGCUUGCAUGGCUCGCUCCGAAUGUUUUGGAGGGCGUCAACGAACAAGGCGACUGUCGUUUCGAUGAUCUGGCGGGCUUUGAUUUCUGUCAGACGUUUCUCAAUCAGCACUACAAACGCGAUUCAAUUCUCGAGCUCGUCGGGAAAGAAUUUGAAGCAGAGAAAAAGUCAAAGCCGGAUCGGCUCUCUGAUGUGAUGAAGAUUGUACAGAAGCGCCAUGAUUUGAAGUACAACAAGAAAAAGCUUGAGCCGAAGGCGACGAUUGAGUUCGAUUCUACUGAUCCUGUCGUAAGAUUUGCUGGAUCAUAUCUAUUUACCGGCAAAAAAUGCAAGCCGAAAGGACUUGACUUGCAAGCAGCUCGAAGCAAUCUUCUCCUUUUCAAUAUUAACCGAGAAAAUGACGAUCGUUUGCCGAAAUUUCAACUUGUCGACUAUUCGCCACUGGAUCGGCGCCAUCAUCCUGACCGGCAUGCGUUCCGUCCUGUUCAUCAAUCCGCGUUUAAUCCUGCCGCUGGUGGUAUUUUCCUCGACUCAGUUGUUCUUGGACAAUCAUUCAUGGACAGAGUCUUUAGGGUCCACAGCGUUACGACAGAUGUCCUCGAAGACAAAAAGGUUAUGUUGGAGGAUGAAACUUUCGAGGAUAUGGAAUUUAACUACUCUCGUCAACGUUGUUGGCGAGAUUAUGUAACGAAUCCUGAAGAAAGUCUUCAUCCGAUGAUUCAGCGUCCUCAAUACGACCCCGACCUCGCAAACUCCCCAGAAGAAGCAGAAAAAGCGGUCAUUGACUUCUAUCGUUUCUCUGGUGACAAGCAAGAGGUUGCCUGGAGUUUCGAUUUCAGCCUCCUGAAAGAUAAAUACGAUGAUAUUUAUGCAAGAUUUAUCGAUGAAGGUCAAUGGUUCAUUGUUGCAUCUUCGGAGGAUGAAAGUUUGCCGACGAAAGUGUACCACUGUGACUUACAAAAGAAAGAAGUCAAUCAAUUUUCCUUCCCCGAAAAUGAAGAUUCAAUGAACUACAACUUCUCAAUGAGAUUUUUCGGAAUCUACAAAGGCCUCAUCUACUAUUCAAGAGUCGUAGAAGUCUCUGAUGAGGAGUGGGGGUCGCACGACAGAUUUCUUUUUGGAUACUUGAAGAAAGAAAGCAGAAAGCGCCAUUUUGAUGCUGAUGAAUGUGAUGACGCUCUAAAUGUGAAUCUCUGCUUUCUGGAAUAUCGAAGUGAUACGCAGCUCCAUGUUGAAGUAAAAAUAGGUGCCAACGGCUUCGUUCACUUUGCUUUGGUUCCGCCGAAAGUCUACACCUUUUCCAUCGAAGACAUCAAAAAGAAGAUUCCAAAAGCUGAAAAACGAUCCAGGAAGAUUGAUCAGAAUGACACCGAAGAAAUUACCCUGCCAUGCAUCAACCUCCAGGACUUUUGCAUUCCAAAAUACCGAGAUCUGAGUGAGAAUCUUCUUCCUUGGCAAUCCGAUGUUGGAUACGUCGAAGGCAAAAAGUUCCAUCUUCUUGUGUAA
Molecule: messenger RNA, 1548 nt
Organism: Oikopleura dioica
Lineage: Eukaryota; Metazoa; Chordata; Appendicularia; Copelata; Oikopleuridae
Source: the annotation of a GenBank genome assembly